UGGUGAUGUUACUGAACUUCGAAACGCACGACGCAGCACAGAGGCAACGCAGCUCUACAGGCGAGCUGGCAAAGAGCCAACAUUGUACUUUGAGGCAGCAACGUGCGAGACUGGCGCUGUCAGAGAAGCAGUGACAUUUGUCGGUGCUCAGAGCGAUUACUUUGAAUUAUGACCGUGGGACAGCUGAGCGAGAAGGUCAAAUUGUUUUUGACGUUUGUUGCCGGGGUGACAGAGUGCCUCUGCUUUGCGGGUGCGAUCCAAGGCUGGCCUUCCCUGGUCUUUGUGCUGAAGGAGGAAGACUACUUCACUGACCUCUGUAUCCCUCUGUACAACUCCAGUGAUCAUGGGCCGAGGAAUUCAACUGGUGAAGGACUUGUAUUCCACUGCAUUGCCCUUUCCCCGUACCGCACCUGCGCUGUCCGCCCAUCGCUCACUCUCCACCUCUCUCUCAUUGUCUCUCUCUCACUCUUUCUCUCAGUGGGCUGUGAUCCGCAGGGCGAACGAUUCACCCUCAUCUUCACCAUCGCCGUUUUGACCAUGAAUAUCGCGAGUAUUGCCAGCGGGGUUCUGCUGGACAGCUGCGGAAUCAUGCCAACGCGCUUCCUGGCCAGCUUCCUCUUCACCACAGGCAGUUUAAUGGUCGCUUUUACCACUGCGGCCUCGGCUCUGAUGCUGUUUCCCGCUAUCGCAUUAAUAGGAAUGGGAGGAAUGUUGGUGCUCACAACAAACAUAAAGGCUGGAAAUCUGUUCGGGAGGCAUCGCUCCACAGUGAUCACCUUGUACAACGGAGCCUUCAAUACCGGUGCAGCCGUCUUCCUGCUGGUCAAGGUGACGUUUGAAGCCGGAUUCCCCCUGAAGUCGUCCUUCCUGUUCAUCGGUUGCUUGAGCGUCCUGCAGAUUCUGUUCACGGUCUUUCUCCUUCCUUGGAAGCACAUUCCCUAUCCACUGCCGGAGGGUUUUACCUACGGGGUAUCAGUGUUGGAAAACAUCCUUCCGCUAUCUGGGACACCAGAAAUGCACAAAAUACUGAGAGUCGUAAAGUUUGAGACGUUCAGGUUGAUGCGACGUCGGAAGGACAUGGCUCCCCAGAGAAUCCCAAGUCUGGGAGCUGUUCGGAUCGAAGGAGACGGGGAGGAGAGCAGGGAGGAGAUGGGAAGAGGUUCACUAUUCACGGAAACGGAUGAGGAAGUUGCCACUUUCUGGAGCUGCGUCUUUUCUCGGCUAUUCCUCAGCAACCUGCUAUGGUUCUCGCUCAUUCAGCUCCGCAUCGUCAUUUUCUUCGGUGCCCUGAACCCCUUGCUCAAUCUCAUGCUGAAGGGUGAUACCGAGCAAGUCAGCAAGUUUACAAACGCCUUUGCCAUCAUCCAGUUGUUUAGCAUCUUCUGCGCCCCGGUAAACGGCUUAAUUAUGGAUCGACGGAAAUUGAGAUGUCGGCGGUUGGACUCAGUCUCAGGUUCGGAUGCCUACAGCAGACUGGCAGAGAUGGAGGCUGCGGUCUUACCUCUCGCCCUCACCGUCACUCUCUCGGUCCUGUUCUCUGUGACUGCCGCCAUCCCUGUACCAGAGCUUCAGUAUUUCACGUUUGUUCUGAUAAUGAUCAUCGGCGCCUUCCUCUAUGGGGGUUUCUCCGCGUUUCAAGCCAUCACCUUUCCGCCAUGUCACUUCGGGAAACUAUACGGGACAUCAUUGGCCGUGGGCGCUGUGAUCUCUCUUUUGCAGUAUCCUUGCCUCAUCCUCGUUAACGGUCCGUUGCAGCACAAUCCGCUGUAUGUAAGUAGCGGAAGCCCAAAGACUCUCCGUAACGCGAGUCUGUCUACCUACCAUCCAGAGAGAUGGGUGGAAAUACAGCAACAAAGAGGUAGACUCCCAGCUAGGAUACUGUGUCAUAUUCCCAUAUCCGUACUGUAAGGCUGAUCGGAGAGCUCUUGUAAGGAUGCAGAGGUAAUGACGGGAGAUAACCGUUGGGAUACUGAUACAGCUAGUUCUGUUUCUCUUAGAGAAGAGAUGGUUUAAAGGAAAGACAUAGACAACCUCAAACUUUAAAACCUUUUCGCGGUGUAAAUGAGGAGACUGAUUUCUGGUGAUUGCAGAGGCUUUGUGGAUGUCCGCAGGGGCAUAGGCCAAAAUCAAGGAACAAAACCGCCUUGGCUUGCGAGUCUGAAGUCUCUCUAAGUCCUUCCAACUCGCGAAUCUCACUGGUAUAAAUAUAAAUUCAAGUUGUCUUCGGUGGAUGAAAGUUCCUAUUAGCGCACACGGAACAAGAUGAGUAAUGUCAUGUAGUUAGAAAAGAAGCAGAAGAGAUUCAUAAGCGUGUUAGAUGGUCUUAGUGACUUCCAUUAUAGGCACGGGUUCGAUAACAGUGAGGUUUCCUUCUUCGGAGCCGAUGAGGCCCUGGGAUGACCUAAUUGAGAUAUGCAAGAACACAAGGAAAUUGGAUGAAAUGUGCGUUCACAAUUUUUUUCCAUGUGGAGGAUUCAAAAAUUAUGGGAUAUUUAGGCACAAGAUGACAGUUAGCCCGACAUCGAUGGUGAGGAGGAUGCUGGAGUCAAUUAUAAAAGAUGAAAUAGCCGCACAUUUGGAUAGCAGUAACGGGAUCGGUCCGAGUCAGCAUGGAUUUACGAAGGGGAAAUCAUGCUUGACUAAUUUUCUGGACUUUUUGAAGAUGUAACUAGGAAAAUGUACAAGGGAGAGCCAGUGGAUGAAGUGUACCUGGACUUUCUGAAAGCAUUUCAUAAGGUCCCACAUAGGAGAUUAGUGGGCAAAAUGAGGACACCUGCUAUUGGGGGUAGCGUGCUGACAUGGAUACAAAAUUGGUUGGCAGACAGGAAAUAAAGACUAGGGAUUAACGUUUCCCUUUCAGACUGGCAGGCAGUGAUUAGUGGGGUACCGCAAGGCUCGGUGCUGGGACCGCAGCUAUUUACAAUAUACAGCUAUUUACAAUAUACAUCAAUGAUUUAGCAAAUUUGCAGAUGACACAAAGCAGGGUGGCAGUGUGAACUGUGAGAAGGAUGCUAUGAGAAUUCAGGGUGACUUGGACAGGUCGGAGGAGUGGCAGAUGUAUGGCAGAUGCAGUUUAAUGUGGAUAAAUAUGAGGUUAUCCACUUUGGUAGCAAAAACAGGAAAGCAGAUUACUAUCUAAAUGGCGUCAAGUUGGGAAAAGGGGAAGUACAACGGGAUCUGGGAGUCCUUGUUCGUCAGUCUAUGAAAGUAAGCAUGCAGGUACAGCAGGC
Leucoraja erinaceus (little skate) is the source of this 3230-nucleotide messenger RNA. RefSeq names its product equilibrative nucleobase transporter 1-like. Lineage: Eukaryota; Metazoa; Chordata; Chondrichthyes; Rajiformes; Rajidae. Gene Ontology annotation, biological process: transmembrane transport. The transcript is spliced from 13 exons. Gene Ontology annotation, molecular function: transmembrane transporter activity. The record is from RefSeq and is a predicted model, not a curated record. Bases 169 to 1908 code for a protein of 579 amino acids.